Molecule: messenger RNA, 1350 nt
Organism: Corticium candelabrum
Lineage: Eukaryota; Metazoa; Porifera; Homoscleromorpha; Homosclerophorida; Plakinidae
Exons: 10
Coding region: 1-1350 (449 amino acids)
Biological process (GO): modification-dependent protein catabolic process; protein ubiquitination
Cellular component (GO): cytoplasm; nucleus
Molecular function (GO): protein tag activity; ubiquitin protein ligase binding
Source: RefSeq, a predicted model, not a curated record
AUGUGGAUUCGAGCUCCACACCGAUUUCUGGCAAUUCGUGAAGGCACUCUUGGUGAGCCAUUGUUUCGACGUGCUGAUGCCGGCAUCGAGGAGGCACUCUACACGGGUCAUAGCUUCCGCAUCGGUGCAGCAACAACUGCUGCAGCUGCGGUUGGUGGUGUGACUGCAUGGAUGUGGGACUUCAUGAUUAUGAUGUUGGAAUUCAUGGAGAGUAAUGAAUUAUUAUCCUCAUUGAAAGGACAAACACCAUUACAAGUUGCAGAAGAAUGGUUGCAAAUAGAUCGGAGUGAUUCAGAUAGAGAAAAUCGUUCUCGUAUUAUUUCUUACUUGAAAGAAUUGAAUGAGAAUAGUUCUGUUGCAGCUGGAAAUUCAGCAUCAAACAUCACAGAUAGUACAACUGCAGGUGCUGACAACGAUCAUCCAAAAGCUCACAAGAGUGAAUGGCUCAAAGUAGUGGCCAAGUCACUAACUGGUGAAGCUGUUGAAUUGACAGCAAAAUCAUCUGAUACUGUUGCCACUUUGAAGCAGCAAUUGCAAACAAAGAAUGACCCAUCAUCAUGGCAUCAGCUGCUUGUUUUUAAGAAGAAGCAACUAGACGAUGAGCAAACUUUGGCUGAUGCAGGAGUAACUGAUGGAACAAUACUGAACGUCGUUCUUUGUCCUCGUGGUGUGACAGGCAUGGGAGCUGAUGCGGCUGAGUUAUUUGUUCGAGCUUUAUCACAAGGAAAAGUGGAAGUAAGUCGAGUGAAGAUUGUCAUUGCUGGUAGAGACAGAACGGGCAAGACGUCAUUUAAACGAUCUGUGCUCAAACUAAAGUUUCAGAUAAAUGAACCGAGCACACCUGUCGCAGUGGCAGAGUUGGCAGUGUGUGAAGCAUCAAACUGGAAGCUUUUGAGUGACAAGGACGAAGAAUUUUUGGACAAACAAAUAGCUAGAGCAGCAGUUCAUGUACCGACUGUUUCAAGUGCAAAUGUGUGUGGUAGUCAAGAUGACAACAAAUAUGACAAUGACAAAACAGAUUAUGGUGAUCAUCAAAGUGAGGUUGAGCUUAGCUUGUCAGUUGCAAGAGAAUCUACAUCAACUGAUACUAGAGAAAGCAGCAACAACACUAACAAACUUGAUGAAGCAACAGUUCUAACUGGAGGGAUAGCUCGUGCUAUUAAAGAUUUCCAAAGUGAUCCUGACCUCUUAAAGCAGGAAGAUUCAAAAGUUCACGUUGCCAUUUGGGAUUUGGGAGGUCAGGAGCCACUUCUUCCUGGUCAAGGGGAAGCCAUCACACCAGGAUGUGUCGUUUGUGUUGUAUUUAAGGCAUCGGAGUUUCUAGGUGACUCUGCCAAAGACGAACUAUGA